AUGGCAAACGAUGACAGAAAACUUAUAGCUGGAGUAGAUUUAGACGAGUAUAUUAGCAAGAAAAAGGGUUCAUUAAUCAUUUGUCAUAUAUAUCNGAGAUCAACUAUGGCCAAGGAAACAAUUCCAAGGCAGGGAUGCAAUGGGAAGAACAAGAAGAUGCUGACUUCUCUUCAUCAUCUGGACAAUUCUCAAAUACCAAAUCCCCAUCUAGCAAACGGGCAACCGAUGUCUGGUGAUAUUCCAUAUGCUACUUCUGAUGCUCAAUCUAUGCAAACUACAUCAGGUCCUAUGGCUAAUACAAAGCAACCGGGUCUUGAAAGUGAUGAAGAGAUAAGGAGAGUGCCAGAGAUUGGAGGGGAAAGUGGUGGAACUGCAGCCUCUCGGCCGGAAGCUGGUUCAAAUGCUGGUGCAGAACGUGCUCAGGGGACGGGAGAGGGUCAGAAGAAGAGAGGGAGAAGCCCAGCUGAUAAAGAAAGCAAGCGGCUUAAGAGGCUAUUGAGGAACAGAGUUUCGGCCCAACAAGCGAGGGAGAGGAAGAAGGCUUACUUGAUUGAUUUGGAAACAAGAGUCAAAGACUUGGAGAAGAAGAAUUCAGAGCUCAAGGAAAGACUUUCUACUUUGCAGAAUGAGAACCAAAUGCUUAGACAAAUAUUGAAGAACACAACAGCAAGCAGGAGAGGGAGCAAUAGUGGUACCAAUAAUGCUGAAUGAACAUAAUGGCAAACGAUGACAGAAAACUUAUAGCUGGAGUAGAUUUAGACGAGUAUAUUAGCAAGAAAAAGGGUAUAUUAGCAAGAAAGAGCAAAAACAAGUAAUUAAACAUUAGUUUUGAUGAUUCUUUUCUAGGUGUGCUUUUGUAAUACAGUGAAGUAAAGGAUGAACCUCAACACAUGUUUUAUCCUAAAAUAUUGUAAUCUGAUGUUCCACUAUUUAUGAGUAAUGUAAUUAUCAUACAAAAAAUUUUAGUCUCCUUGUA
Molecule: messenger RNA, 976 nt
Organism: Vigna umbellata (rice bean)
Lineage: Eukaryota; Viridiplantae; Streptophyta; Magnoliopsida; Fabales; Fabaceae
Source: RefSeq, a predicted model, not a curated record